Molecule: messenger RNA, 3397 nt
Organism: Pantherophis guttatus
Lineage: Eukaryota; Metazoa; Chordata; Lepidosauria; Squamata; Colubridae
Product: E3 ubiquitin-protein ligase TRIM39-like
Molecular function (GO): protein binding
Source: RefSeq, a predicted model, not a curated record
CGGAACUUUUAAAGGGAAAGCUUUUUUAAAAUACAUCUGGUCUGUUUCUUUUUUUAACGAGCCCCAGUGCUUCAAUUACAUCUAGUACCAGUUUGUCAGCAUUUCCCACAACUCGCUUAACCUGAAAGUUAUGGGUAGAAACUCUCCGACCUUGGAUAAUGUCACAAGCUAGAACAUUUCUUUCCCAAGAAAAUGCCUCCUACUGUAUCUUGAGUCUAUCUUCUGGAGAAUUGACUAUUCCUGCCACCUUGGUAUCAUCUGCAAAUUUCAUGAGUUCCCCAUCUAUCCCCUCGUCUAAAUAUGGAUGAAGAUAUUGAAGAGUCCUGGGCCUAAGACAGCCUUUUCAGUUGCAGAGGUCGGACGGAUAGAUUGACACCCAUAUGCACAGCUAGCUCUACUUUCACUUUCACCUUCCCUCUCCGCACUGGGCAGUGAGAAGCUGGGGCGCCCGAUCGACGAGUUCCUUCUUGAGUCCCCCUUCAUUUGCUCCGAAUUCUCCAGGCAGACGGCAAACGGAGGACAGCGGUACAUCUGACUGAGGGGCACAAUGUCACACACUAGCCGCUGCAAGCUGGUUGAAUAUUUUGAAGAAUUGAGUGAAGACGAAUUCGAGAAAUUUAAGCUGCACCUCGAGGACUACCCAGUGGAAAAGGGCUACAGGCCUAUCCGUCGUUGCAAGACUGAGAAAGCUACCCACAUUGAAAUAGCCCGAUAUAUGAUUGAGGCAUAUGACGAUGCCAAGGCUCUGAAGAUGACUGUCAGCAUUCUGGACAGAAUAAAUAAAAAGGAUCUGGCUGCAAGAAUCCGAAAGGAGAUGCCAGAAUAUUUUCUUCAAUCUCCAGAAUCAGACAAUGAGACAUUUUCUGAACCUCAAAAUAAAGUGGAGGUGAUGCUGGAUCCCAAGACAGCUUUUCCCACCCUGAUCCUUUCAGAAGAUCGGAAAAGCGUAUGCAUGGGUGAAAGAGCCCAGGACUUUCCUGACAAUCUUGAACGCUUUAAUUUUUUCCCUUGCGUCCUGGGAACAGAAGGCAUCAAUUCUGGGACUUCACAGUGGGUGGUUGAAGUGGGCAGGGCCAAACAAUGGGCCAUUGGUGCUGUGCGUGAAUCCAUAGAAAGAAAAGGAUAUUUACAUAUAAGUGAAACUGAAGGGUUUUGGGUAUUGCAACUGAUGGAUGGAGAAUAUGAGGUCACCACCACACCUAAAACCAUUCUUCCACUGUGGAAGACAGUACAACGGAUUCUCGUUACCUUAGAAUUCAGUGUAGGCAAAUUAUCCUUUUAUGAUGUGGAUACUAUGGAGAUUAUCUAUACUUUCAAUUAUUCAGUUUCUGAGAAAAUGUUCCCCUUCUUCCUGACUUGGGACAAAAAGAAUCCAUUAAAAAUCAGUACAGAUUACUCUAUCAGAUAAUCUGAGGAAGAACAAGAAGAAACAGUUCUGAGAAAUGACCCAAGCUGAGGAAUUUUCAGUUCAGACCUUGAACAGAACUAAAAAAAAAAAAAAGACUUUAAAAAGUAAGGAAUGGGUUCCUGGCCUACAGAUAAGAUACGGAUCAACAUGGGGAGGAAUAAAAUUAGAAGUUCUGGGCUGUUCUAGUAGGUCUGGAAAAAAGAAAAGAAAAGGAAUCCCCUCCAAACUUUCAAUGAAGAACAUUUCUUUUAUUUGUAUAUAUAUUAAUUAUGCAUAGAUACUUUGAAAACAGUGUAUUUUCUGGGUCCAUUACAGAGUAAUGACAAUUAUUCUGAUAAUAAUAGAAAUAAUGAAAAUAAUAAUAAUGAUGAUGAUGAUGACGAUGUUAACUUAUUUAUUUUUGUUGUAGCUUUCUGGUAUUAUAACUAUAGUUAACAAGAAUAUUUCUGGCUUUAGAUCUAUAUGUUGCUUAAUUAUCUUUUCUAACCAUGUGUGUAUUUUCAUCCAGAAUUUUUUUACCUUCACAAAUGUCCACCACAUAUAUUAAUAAGUACCUUGAGUCUGAUUACGUUUCCAACAUCUUUGCUACCCUUGCCGGUGGCCAUUGUCAAUUUAUAGUUCCUAACCCAAAGUUUUUGCCAUUUGUCUAGUGCUAUAGUAUAACCAGUUUUUUGCCCAUACUAUCAUUGUUUCACUUGUUUAUCUUCCAUUUUAAUACUUAAUAAAUAACUAUACAGUUUAUUAGUUUUCCAUCAGUCCCUAAUAGUAUCUGAUUGAGUAUUGUUGAUUCUUUAUAGAAACUCCAUGUCUUAGCAUCUUUCUUAUAUCUAGAUUGUAUUUGCAUGUGUGGCCACCAUGCUAGAUCCACCCCUUGGUUUUGCAAUUCCUUCCUGGUUUUAAGUUCUCCUUCCUCAUUUAAGAUGUCUUUAGGGUACUCUGAAGUAUAUAAAGAUUGGGAACAUCCAAGCCGUUCAACUUUGCGGCAUCCUUAGUGGUUUGGUAGGAAUGGAAGUCAUCAGGAAGUAAUGAUAUAGUUGGAAAUAGGGUGGUUUGCCAAAUGAAUUUCUAAACAAGCUUUUUUUUCUUUUCCAAGUGCCCUAUUAUGCCCAUAAAAUCUUUCUGGCAAAGAACCUACAACUCUAAAAGGAUCUCCUUCAAGCAACUCAUUCAAUGCACUUAAUCCACGAAUGCUCCUCCAAAUAAGCCCUGUUUCUCACAAUUUUGGUCUCAAGAUAUUUCUUGAGAAUAAUUAGACAUGGAUAGUUAUUCCUAGAAUAUUGUUCUUCUAGUCUGUAUCCAUUUACCAAAUCUGUAUUUAGCUUUUUUUUCCAGGUUGGUCCUUGGACCAUCAUCAUGCCUUGUCCCAGUGGUUCCUCAAUGUUUCUCUUUCGUUAUACUAGUUAAGCUAUCUGUAAUAAAGACUACGGAAUAAUAAGUCAUUUAUCUAGAAGAAUUUAAUUCAGGUUGCUAGUGCAAUUCAGUUGAUGGACCAAAAUUCAAUUAUAGAGAUCACUAGUUUACUUUGGCUUAGUCAGAUAACAUCCCAAACUGCCUUGCCUGGUUACUCCAUCUCUUGAAUGGGGUAACCAUGUUUUGAGGUUAGAAACAGACACAUCUGCCUUUACUGACCUCCUGUUGCAAAUUUGAUUUUCCUGUGCAUUUUCCUGCUGCAAUGUGAAAAUACAUAGACUUUUCCUCUUAGGUUGCCUCAAAUGCCCUGAUCUGUUUGGGUUAUAGCACUUUACUUUCUGAUAAGGUAACUCUGAGCUAUAUCAGCUAUUUCCCAGGAAAAGGAAUGCAGCUUCAACUAUGUCAGUACUGAUGAUUGAUUCCAAUACCUUUUAGAUCUCAAUAACUCUGAAAUACGAGACAAGGAAUAGAAUGAAGGCACUAAGUCAAAGAUUGCCAAUUCAAAAUCUGCCAGAAAUAUGUUUAACUACUACUAUUAUUAAUCAUUAUAUUAUUUUAUUAAAUUAAUCCUACAUCUUC